Pungitius pungitius (ninespine stickleback) is the source of this 1479-nucleotide messenger RNA. Its product is annotated as tumor necrosis factor receptor superfamily member 13B. Gene Ontology annotation, cellular component: plasma membrane. The transcript has 5 exons. The coding region runs from base 62 to 811 and encodes 249 amino acids. Gene Ontology annotation, biological process: hematopoietic progenitor cell differentiation; B cell homeostasis; negative regulation of B cell proliferation. Gene Ontology annotation, molecular function: protein binding. Lineage: Eukaryota; Metazoa; Chordata; Actinopteri; Perciformes; Gasterosteidae. The record is from RefSeq and is a predicted model, not a curated record.
ACCACCACCCCCAGCUUCAGACCAAGGAAUCUCCCAGCGCACCUCCAUCUCCGCAGGGCUAAUGGGUGAACGCUGCCGUCCGGGUUAUUACUGGGAUGCUUUGAUCAGAGAAUGUAUCGGUUGUCAGGCGGUAUGCGAGCCACCACAAGUCGUCGCCAGAUGCGCCGGUUACUGUGAGUCGGCACAUUGUAAAGCACGGGGCGGGCACUACUACGACAUGCUGCUGAAGAAAUGUGUGCGGUGCGCUGAGGUGUGUGGCGGACAUCCUGCAGAGUGCUCCCAGCACUGCCACAGUAUUAGCACGCCAACACCCCGUGUGACCACCAAAACGCUACUGGUUCAAGGUGGUGCGCCGUCAGCCUCGGAGGACUCCACCAUCGUGCUCUACUCCCUGCUGGCCCUGAGCAUGAUGCUGCUGUGCACCAGCUUGUCUCUAGCCUUUGUAGUCUUAAUGAGGCGAGCAAGGGCCAAAACCUCCGAUCCAGGGCCGAAGGGGGCCAACCACCAACAGCCGGGCCAGGACGUUGGCCAAGCAGAGGGAAGGCCCAAAGAUCUGGUUACAAAUUCCACAAGGGCCACCACAGACCGGGAGCCACCAUAUGACCCCAGCCCCACAGAGACCUGCGCGUGUGUCCACUGCUUCCCCGACCUGAAGUCUCUAAGCCAGGGCAACGACCGGCCACCAGCAGGACCCUUCUCAUUCUACCAGCAGGCGGUCCUCCACCAAUCCGCUGUCUCCCAGCGAGGGCCUGUGUGGACCGAGGACAACCUGUGGAGCUCUCGGCUGGAGGUACAGGAGGAGGCUGUAUGAGGCUCAGUCAGAGCCUCGCGGGACAACUACACACGUGUCCUCAGCUCACAGGAGAAGAUAGUCCUCAGUCGCAGUAAAACGCACACUCACGAAAAUGGGAGAUUGAGUUGACUUCAGAUGUUGUCCUAUCCUUAAUGGCGAGGGCCCUUGUGUGUCCAUCGGCCUCUCGUGAGGUUGACACACCAUGAACGUGUGACUGCCCGGUCCUGUAGGAUUGCAGCCGCCGCUUCACUGAAUCGACGGGCCAGAGAUCACUGACCCCCCAACGAGAGGCCGAUGAUCGCAUUUUCAUAAGCGAUACUUUCAGAAACCAGAUCGCAGGAAGGAGGCUCUGAUCUCUCUGCCUCUCUCUAAAUGGAUGUUGCUUUUCCACAUGAAUAAGUUCAACACCACACGUUUUUUUUUUUUAUAAUUCUAUAAGUAAUUAGCAAAUACUGGCUCAACUAUGUUAUGUGUACUGGCCCAACUGUUAUAUGUAUGUGUGUGUGUGGGGAGGAAGGGGGGGGGGGGGGUUAUGGAUGAAUCAGAUUCCCCUUAUACUUGUAUUGACCACAAUGAGGAAAAAUAAAAGCUUGACACGAGGAACAUCAGGGGUCUGUUUCAAGAAGGAGCUUCCACAAACCGAGUCAAACCUAAACUCUGAGUUGAUUUACCCGGAGAUGGGAGUU